UCUUAUGAAAUGAUUUUUUUUUUUUUUUGAUGGUUUCAUAAAACUUUUAUGAAUUUCACACGAUUCGAAUGAGAUUCAUAAUAUAUGAUAUCAUUUUCAAUAUUGGGUUGUUUGUAUUUCAUAAACGUUCUUAUGAUUUUUGUGCAUCACAGCUUUGUGAAAAAAUCGAAGCGUGCCACAAAAAAGCAAUAUGGCUACCGACAACAACUUGACGAUAGAUUUGCCGUUUCCCGAAUCCGUUCUGAGUACUUUCAGAGAUUGUGGUGUAGGGACAGUGGAACUCAUAAACUGCACAAAAACGCAGUUUGUAGAGGCAUUGUCUCGAGCGGACGUCGAGUGGAGGUUCGAUCAUAUUUGGAAGAUUGUGCAGGAUUGGCGUCAGCAAAACAAACUGGAAAAUGUACAAAUUUUGCACGUAGACGAAACGUGUCAUCAGGAAAAGAAAGAGGUGAUAAGUCCGGAGGCUGUGUGCUGCCUGUUAUGUAUCCGUUAA
Aedes albopictus (Asian tiger mosquito) is the source of this 493-nucleotide messenger RNA. RefSeq lists its product as uncharacterized. The record is from RefSeq and is a predicted model, not a curated record. NCBI's taxonomy places the organism in Eukaryota, Metazoa, Arthropoda, Insecta, Diptera, Culicidae. The transcript is spliced from 3 exons. Bases 191 to 493 code for a protein of 100 amino acids.